This is a messenger RNA of Pogoniulus pusillus (Red-fronted tinkerbird), 1076 nucleotides long. RefSeq names its product mitochondrial transcription termination factor 4 (gene MTERF4). NCBI's taxonomy places the organism in Eukaryota, Metazoa, Chordata, Aves, Piciformes, Lybiidae. The transcript is spliced from 3 exons. Bases 49 to 945 code for a protein of 298 amino acids. Gene Ontology annotation, biological process: regulation of DNA-templated transcription. Gene Ontology annotation, molecular function: double-stranded DNA binding. The record is from RefSeq and is a predicted model, not a curated record.
GGGGCCGCCUCCGGCUCCUCCCCUCGGUGGCCGCGCUUGUGCCGGGCCAUGGCGGGGCGAGUGCUGUGGUGCUGCGGUCGAAGGAGAUGGGGCCCACGCCCCCGCUGCCUUCCCGCCGCUCCCAGGCUGUGCCCCCGCCGCGGCUGCGGGGAGGCGGCGGGGCUACGGGCCAUGGGCUUCAGCGAGGAGCAGGCUCGGCGACUCCUGGGGCUGCAGCCCCAGCUCUGCCCGCAGCGCCGGGAGGCAGCGGCGGCGCAGCUUCUGCUGCUAGGGCUCAGUACCGCGGCCGCCCUCGACCUGCUGGAGCGGAGCCCAGCGCUGCUGCGGUUCCCGACGGAGCGGCUGCGUGAGCGGGCUGAAUUGCUGCGGCGCCUGGGGCUCGCCGGAGGUCAGCUGCAGCGGGCCGUGAGCCGUUGCCCCCAGCUCUUCACCGUGCCGCGCCGGCGGAUGACGGCUGCAGUGCGGCUGCUGCGGGAGCAGUGCCUCUUCACGGCGGAGCAGCUGAGGGAGGUGCUGGGGAGCAGCCCCGCAGUGGUGCUGGAAGAAACGCACCUUCUCCACCACCACUUCCAGUAUGCCUACUUCAGGAUGGGCGUUCGGCAGAAGGAGAUGGUGAAGGCCCGGCUUUUCCAGAUGCCCUUCUCCGAGCUCAGGAACCGGCACAGCUUCCUGGAGCGGAGGGGGCUCUACCAGACCCCGUUCAAAGGGCAGAUGCAAACCAGUAACCCGAAACUGAAGAGCAUCCUUCAGCUACCAGAGAAAGAAUUCUUGGAGAGCUUGGCUUGUUCCACACCAGAGGAGUACGAGGUCUUCAAGCAGCUGCUGGCUCGGGAGGAGGAAGAAAAGGAGGAGGAGGAGGAGGAGGAAGAAGAGGAUAGCGAUGCGCUAUACCCACAGGAAACUGAUGUCUUCGACAGCGAAGGAAGUGAAACAGAGUGUGAGUGAGAGAGCAAGGUGCCUGAGCUCUUCUAUGCUCGAGCAGUCCCUUGCCCCACUGCACUCUGAGAAGCAGCAGCAGUUCUCAUUUCUGAAUAUAACAUCCUUCCCUCCUCCUCAAUCAAUUACUUGAACAAUUA